Messenger RNA from Schistosoma turkestanicum, 3627 nucleotides. Lineage: Eukaryota; Metazoa; Platyhelminthes; Trematoda; Strigeidida; Schistosomatidae. The record is from the annotation of a GenBank genome assembly.
GGUUGCUUGAAUUUACGCAGGGCUUGUUACAGAUCUGUCCAAAAUUUCUCCUGAUGUCAUAAAGAUCAAGGAUACACAUGGGAGGAGCAUCCACUAAAAUAGCGUUUGAAGUGUGUGUGGUAACGGGAGACUACAGUGGUGAUGAAUUGGGCCCUGGAGUUAACAUGGUCAUGUUUGAUCACUGUGGUAAUCAGUCACCAACGAUUACUUUAGAUAAUAUUUUUCAAAAUGAUGAUGACUAUACACAAGCGAAAUUCACCAUUGAUUUACAGGCCUGGAGUCGACUGAAAGUGUUUAAACGAUUGCAUCAUAUUGAAUUUUGGUGUACUACUCAGUCUUAUCCUCCACCUGCUUGGUUUCUAGAUAGAGUGAUUAUUAGAGAUAGAAGAUUUGGGAUGACUGCUGAAUGGAAGUAUUUCUUCUUUCCUGUACAUCAGUGGAUUAGCCAAGAUCACCAAUAUGUUGUCCAUGACUGUGAGGCCUGGAUUCCUCAGUCAGAACCGUUUCCGGAGUUAAGAGAAGAGGAAGUUAGUAGACGUAUGCAAUUUUUUACCUUCUUCCAACGUUCAAAGGGUUUACCAGUUGAAUUACAGGAAAUCCCACCUUCUGAGCUUUUCUCAUCAGACUCUCGGUGGGAUAUUGAGCCUUUAGUUCUGGAGGUUAUUGAGCGUACUGGUCUUGCUGAAGAGUACACAAGUGAAGAGUCGUGGGGUUCUCUUGAUGCAUUGGGAAACUUUUAUAAGAAAUAUAAUAUUACCGAACCCGUGAGUUUACAAUUUUGGAUGAUGAAUGACAUUUGCUUUGGUGCACAACGCAUUCGUGGAUGUAAUCCAUUCACUAUUCAAAUCUGCCGUGCUUUACCAAAAAGUUUUGAACUGGUAGCGAAUUCACUAAAGCCUUAUUUAGAAGGUUGGACAUUGAGACAAAUGGUAUCAGCUGGUCGUUUGUACAUACUUGAUUUUCAUAUAAUGCAAGGACUUAGUUGUAAACGUGGUCGAGAAUUGUGUGCACCAUUAGCAAUUUUUUUCUAUACUGAAAAGCGACAAUUAAAGCCACUUGCUAUUCAAUUAGAUCGUAAUUCAAAUGAUACAAGUGCGAUCAUUUUUCCAACUGAUCCAAGUUCAAUAUGGUUACAAGCGAAAUUAUGGGUUAAUCUAGCUGAUGCUUGUCAUCAUAUGAUUGUUGGCCGAUUAUUAACUCAUUUAAUAUUAGAAUCAAUCUAUGUAUCAUUACGACGUAAUCUAUCACAAUCACAUCCAAUAUAUCAUUUAGUUGCACCGCAUUUUCGCAGUAUUCUACCUGUAACAAAAAAGUUAAAAGAAUGGACAUUUGAAAAUGGAUGGAUAUCUCGUAAUAUUCAAUUGUCACGUAAAGGAAUUAAACAGUUGUUAAGACGAGCUUUUAAAAAAUGGCGUUUCGAUGUAAAUGCAAAUAUUUAUCGUGAACUGGAGUCUAGAGGGGUAUUUGAUCCGAAUGGUUUAGGUAAUUAUCCAUAUCGUGAAGAUGCUUUAUUAAUUUAUCAUGCAUUGGAACAGUUUGUUUCAAGUUACGUGCGUAUAUUUUAUCCUAAUGGAACCGAACAAAUUAUACAUGAUAAUGAACUACAAUCAUGGAGACAUGAAAUUGCUAGUCCGAUGGAAGAAGGUGGUUUGGGUUUAGUUGGUGUUCCGGGUAGUACAAUUAAACUUCGUUCAAAUUCUAGACAGGAAAAUUAUUUACAUGACAAUGGCAUAGAAGAAAUAUUCGGUCUAACUACAGUUGAAGAAGUAGUUAAAUUUAUAAUGGGGAUUCUGUAUCUUGAUAUUAUUGUUGCUGGUUCAGCGCUUCGAUUACCAAUGUUUGAUGAGUAUGGCUUUCCAGCGCAAUAUCCACUAAGUCUGUUUGGUUCGCCUCCAUUAGAUAGAAAUACAUUUUCUGAUGGUACACUACAUGGUGCACAUGGUAGUGUGUUUAGCUUUUCAAAUGUCCAAGGCCUUGAUCGUGUAUUGACUUCAUUACCUAAUCGUCAAAUGACAGUAGAAACUGUUCUUUACACUAGAUUGGCUAGUCGAGUUCAGCAGUCUGUUUUAGGUCAAUUUGAAUCCGAUUUCAUAUUUAAAAAGAAAGCAGUGGUUUUAUUAGAUCAAUUUCGCCAUCAUUUAGAAGAUAUGGCUAGGCAGAUUGAUAUGAAUAACAGUGCUCGUGAUAUGCAUCAUCAAUAUCGAGCUUUGGAUCCUUCACUAAUGCCUAAUUAUCCAGGAAUUUGAUUGAUCAUUAACUAUAUACAUACAUAGUCUUUUAAAUCUCUGUACAAAAUAGUCGUCUGUUGAGGUAUUUUAUAUUUCCUAGUCGGCCAUGGACAAAAUCGAUUGAAAAAGAAAUACAUAUCUUUAAUUCAUUGAUGUUAAGUACUUUUGCUCUCUAUUAUUGUGUAUUCUUUAUCAUGGUCUAUGCUAAAUUUUUGUUUACAGUUACUCAUUGCAUUCCUAUGAUUCUGUGAUCAGUUCAUUAUGAUUUUCUCUUAACAUUGUCUUCCAAUAAUUUUUCUUGUUACUUAAUGUGAUUUUAUUUUGAUAUUCUCUUUUUUUUAUUUACUGUAACAAUAAUGUUUAGUCGAGUUUUAUUCAUCAUUUAAAAUUAUCUUGUAUUAUUUACGAUGUAGCUUAAAAUGUUUAUGACUAGCAUCAAGUGUAAUCAAAUAAAUUCAUAUAGAACUCAUUUUUUAAAAAAAAACACUAAUUUUAUUAUGUUCACUUUUAUUUUAAUGUUGCUUAUGAAUAAGUUAAUGUAAACUAUGUUGCACUUUUAUCGUCUCACUCAACAUAUCAAUAGUAUUUAUUGAAAUUUUUAACAACCAUAUUGUUCUCGACUUUCCUCAUUCUACUGUUUUCUUGCGUUUUAUUAUAACUUAAUUUAAUGAAAAUAGUUAAUCACAUACUUUAUCCUCUAUUUUGUGAGUUUUUUAUUGAAAUUUAUUGAAAUCAAUAAUUUUUAACAACCAUAUUAUUCUCGACUUUCCUCAUUCUACUGUUUUCUUGAGUUCUAUUUUAACUUAAUUUAAUGAAAAUAGUUAAUCACAUACUUUAUCCUCUAUUUCGUGAAAUUUUUUUUAUCACGAUUAAAUUAUGUCAAGAUUUAUUCCUUUUUAACUAGUAAUAUCUGAUACUUGUAGUUUUGACAGUCUUGGUUUUGUUGUUAUUGACAAUGAAGAUAAUAGUCGUGGAUUUUUUCUUCAAAAAACUUAGAAAUUAUUUAAUAAACGCACUUUAGUAAUUUUUUAUUAAUUAUAAUAUAACAAUUAUUUGCACUUAAUCAUCAUUCUUGUUGUUGAUUGCCUUGCGUUUGUGUUUCUUUGGUCUGUUGAAUGCUUAUGACAGAUAAUAAAUGAUGCAGAAGGGAAGUUUAUUGAUUACAUUCAAUGCAAUUGUGUUUUUGGUCAAUUGUUUGUUAAGUGUUAGCUAUUUCAACCUCACAUUUGUUUCACUUUAUUGGUCGUUUGAUCAGAUAGUGAAAACUACCCAAGUAACUAAUGAACAGGAUUUUUAUUCCUUCUGCUUAUGACUUCAUAGGAUAUUAGGCAUUCAUUGUUGAAUUUGUCCUCUUGUUAGUAUCCAAAUCGUACUUAGUGAUCUAGUUUUCAGAGAUUCU